UGUAGGAUUUCCUUAUAGACAGACAUUGUGUCAGUACUGUCGUGGCUUUUACUUUACGCCCAUCUAACCCCUAUCUUUGUCCGUAGGUUAUCGUAUACAACAUUGUUGUCUCAAUGGCUAUUGUGUUUCGUAACCACGUCUUUCUUUAUGGACAAUUCUUCACCUUCCAUAUGUAUUUCUGAGCAUAAAAUACGCUACCUAUGCUGUUACUAUCACUCACAUUUCUAGAGCACCACGCCGAAUAGGUAAGCCUACACGCGAAGACACUGAUUAGUAUCAUCUGUAUGAUCGCGUGUAUUCUCUCGUAUUCCCCUUUAUUUUUUAUCUUUUAUCUUUUUUUCUAAACUUUCGGGGGGUUUUUUUCCCCGCCCAUCUCCUUCCUCCUCUUCUCUCACAUUGAAGAAGAAGAAGACGGGAAAAAUGGAUUCCCCGUCCACUUCUACUUCGCCCUCGACCCCCUCCUCCCUCCUCGACGUGCCGUCGCCGGCCGAGCGGCUCUGCGACCCGUGCUACCUCAUCCUCCACGCGGAGCGGCCGCCGGCGCCCACGGACCCGGCUGAUCGGACGCGCUGCGCUAAUUGCUUCGAGCUGGUGGGCCGCAUGGCCAUGGCUAGGGCUAGGCGCGAUAGCGUCGGUGGUAGCUGGGUCGAUGUGGAUGUCGGGGCUGGCGAUGGUGCUUUUGAUGAUGAUGAUGAUGGUUGGGCGGAUGGGGCGGAUGAGGUGGAUGAGGUGAGUGUGAGUGGGAGUGGGAGCGGGAGCGAGGCGUGGGAGGAGGAGAGCUCGUGUUAUUUCUCGUGUGCGGGUUCUGAUGUGGAUGGCGGGGAGGAGGAGGGGAAGGGGAAGGGGGUUGAUGGUAAGGAGAACAAGGAGAGUGAGAAGAGUGACGGAUGUGAGAAGAGUAAGGAGAGUGAUGGAAAUAAAGGGAAUGAUAAUAAGAAAGGAAGCAAGUGCUCGAAUCUCAAGAAGUUGAAGCCUCUCCCUAGUCCGGCGGUUUACGCAGCAAAGAUGAUGGCGCCGGAUGCUUUUGUCCGGGAUGAAGGUUUAGAUAAGGCGAAUGGAAGCGGAAAGGGAAAGGGGAAGAAGAGUGAGGGGGCCGACGCGGUGACUCCCUGGCUGUAGUUCGCGCGCGCUUUCAGUGCUCACCGGCCGUGGAGGGGGGCCAACUGGGGAGCCAGGGUCCAGCUUUGAGGCUGGACACUGUUAAAGGGGGCCGGAAUAGGUUGUCUGCCUACCUAAUCAGGUAAGUUGGGCGCUUGAGGGUAUACUUAGUGUUUCUGACGCUGUGAGUCCCAUUGGCUCUUUCUUUGAAGGUAACUGUGAUGCAUAUUGACUGCUAGGUUGAUUAGAUACUUGGGUCCAUACGAGGGCUG
Annulohypoxylon truncatum is the source of this 1370-nucleotide messenger RNA. RefSeq lists its product as uncharacterized. NCBI's taxonomy places the organism in Eukaryota, Fungi, Ascomycota, Sordariomycetes, Xylariales, Hypoxylaceae. The transcript has a single exon. The coding region runs from base 421 to 1119 and encodes 232 amino acids. The record is from RefSeq and is a predicted model, not a curated record.